This is a messenger RNA of Aquila chrysaetos chrysaetos, 2110 nucleotides long. It is a transcript of the gene UBXN4, whose product is annotated as UBX domain protein 4. NCBI's taxonomy places the organism in Eukaryota, Metazoa, Chordata, Aves, Accipitriformes, Accipitridae. The transcript has 13 exons. Bases 32 to 1606 code for a protein of 524 amino acids. The record is from RefSeq and is a predicted model, not a curated record. Gene Ontology annotation, molecular function: protein binding.
CGCUCGGGCGGGCCGUUGGUGCGGAGGCCGCAUGCGCCUUCGGCGGCGGUCGGCAGCGCCCGGGUCCGGCGGCACCAUGAUGUGGUUCGGCGGCUCCAUCCCGGCCGCCAUCGCCGCCGCCAAGCAGCGGAGCUCGGUCUUCGUCGUGUUCGUCUCAGGUGAGGAUGAACAAUCUACUGAGAUGGCUGCAAGGUGGGAAGAUGAGAAGGUGACUGAAGCUGCCUCAGAUGGUUUUGUUGCUAUUAAAAUCGACACCAAAAGCGAAGCAUGCCUGCAGUUUUCUCAAAUUUAUCCUGUAGUGUGUGUUCCAUCGAGUUUUUUUAUAGGAGACAAUGGAAUCCCUUUGGAAGUAAUUGCUGGCAGCGUUUCUGUUGAAGAGCUUGUUACCAGAAUCCGUAAAGUUAAACAGAUGCACACAGUAAAAGGGCAGCCUUUGGAAAAUGCAAGUCAGUCAUCUGCUCCGUGUGCCUCCUGUCCAUCUGACGAUGCUCCAGAAAAUACGCAAUCCAGAGCAGUAGAGUUUUGUGACUCUCCCGAGUCUGUUACAUCUGACUCAAUAAGACCUUCUGCUGAUGGAGCAAAUUCAGGUCAAGCAAGCCAGGAAGCAACUAAUUCUUUAGAUGAACAAGUGAGUGAUGCUCAGCCUGUGAAUGAUCUUGCACUCAAAGUAGAAAGAAUAACAAAAAAGCUUGAAGAAAGACGAGAAGAGAAAAGGAAAGAAGAAGAACAGAAAGAAAUUAAGAAAGAAAUUGAACGGAGAAAAACUGGUAAAGAAAUGUUGGAGUACAAAAGACGACAGGAAGAAGAAUUGACAAAACGUAUGUUAGAGGAAAGGAACAGAGAAAAGGCAGAAGAGAAGGCUGCUAGAGAGCGUAUAAGACAACAGAUUGCAAUGGAUCGUGCUGAGAGAGCAGCUCGCUUUGCAAAAUCGAAGGAAGAAGCAGAAGCUGCAAAAGCUGCAGCUCUUCAGGCUAAACAGGCUGAAAUAGAGGCCAGAAAAGAAGCAUCUCAAAAGGAGCGAAGUGCAAUAGCCAGGAUUCAGUUCCGCCUUCCAGAUGGAUCUUCCUUUACUAACCAGUUCCCAUCUGAAGCACGGCUGGAAGAAGCAAGGCAGUUUGCUGCACAGACAGUUGGUAAUGCUUAUGGCAAUUUUUCACUGGCGACAAUGUUUCCCAGAAGGGAGUUUACCAAAGAAGAUUACGGAAAGAAAUUACUGGAGCUAGAGUUAGCACCCAGUGCUUCAGUAGUGUUGCUGCCGGCGGGAAGACCUGCUAGUUCUGUUGUUCAGGCUUCAGGCGGUGAUCUGUGGAAGUUCUUGGGCACAAUACUUUAUCCCCUCUUAGCUGUUUGGAGAUUUAUUAGCAACUUCCUGUUUACGAGUCCACCUCCCUCACAGUCUACUGUGAGAUCAGCUCAUCAGCAAGACCAUUCAAAUCCUUCCGCAUCUAGCAGCAUUGAGCAAAGCAGGCAAGCCGUCAGGAAACGAGUAGUGGAAAAGCGGGGGGAAGACUUCAAAAAAGAAGGCAAAAUAUAUAGACUGAGGACUCAAGAUGAUGGAGAAGAUGAAAACAAUACUUGGAAUGGAAAUUCUACACAACAAAUGUAGUUUUGAGUAACUGCACUAAUCACUGUCUGGCGCUUCCCCCCCCCCCCCCCCCCCUUCCUUCCCUUACUUGAUCUGAGUCAACUAAAGCUUCUGGACAAGUGGGCCUUACUUUACACUGACUGAAUUACUUAAUUCUUAUUCCUGCAGUGGAGUAUGGAAUAAAGUCACCUAAGUCAGAAAAAUCAAGUGGGUGUAGCUGAGGCCUAGAAGCAAAGAGUUAAAAAGAAACUGAAAAUCUCUCUCAGCUUUCAUAAUCAUUACCCUUCUGCCAUAGAAAGGCACUUUUUAAACUAUAAAUAUUCUGCUACAUCAAUUUAAGGGCCAGAUAUUAAUAUAAAGGUCAUGGUAGGUGAUGACUGAUUAAAAUGAGGGUUUCAGAAGCACUAUAAUUAGCAAAUCAGGUAACUAAUUUAUGUUUAACUUUUUUCUUGCUUCUGCAACUGCAAGCAAAACCUUGUACUUUUUAAUUCCCCAAGCACUCAAUAAACUAUUUUCCAGAAAACA